AACUCAAGGAAACUUCGUAACAGUUGGAUUUAGCCAGGGGGCUGCCAGUUUGAGGCUCUUCUCUUGGGGACUGAGGUAUUGGCCUACAACUCAGAUGAGAAGUAUCAGGAGAGGCUGAUGCACUACCAGGAGAGACAAGAGACGUUUCCUGGAGUGCAUACAGGAUCUUGGUAUUUAGUUCAGGCUGAUCUUGAACUCGCUAUGUAACCCACGCAGGCCUCAAGAUCACAGUGAUUCUCCUUCCUCAGCCUCCCACUUGCUGGGAUUACAGGUACAAGACGGUGUAAUGAAGGAUGAGUCUGUCCUGCAUCUUUGAACUUCCCAAGGCCCCUACUUAGAAGCAGCCAUCAUUCGGGCUCCAGAGCAAAUUUACCUAGUUACUGCUGCACCUUCUGGUCUCACACUUUUCCUGCUGCACCGCAUCCUCAACUCUUGCCUGGCUUCUCUGGCAGCGCACAAACAGGGCGUGGCAGCUGCGGAUAAAGACUCAGGCCUGGCAGCUGUUUUCUCGCUUUCUCCCAGAACCUCCUCCGGCACUCAGCCACAGGGCACUGCUCGGACAUGCAAGAGGUGGCCCUGAGCCUGCUGGGCCUCCUGGCCGGCCUGCCUGCCCUGGAUGCCAACGACCCAGAAGAUAAGAACAGUCCUUUCUACUAUGACUGGCACAGGCUCCGGGUCGGCGGGCUCAUUUGUGCUGCGAUCCUGUGUGCCCUGGGAUUCAUUGUUCUCCUGAGUGGAAAGUGCAAAUGCAAGUUCAGCCAGAAGCCCAGUCACCAUGGACCAGACGCCCCACCUCUCAUCACUCCAGGCUCUGCUCACAACUGCUGAGGACCAUCCAGGCAGAGAAGCAUCGAGGGCUUUUUCUAAUCUCAUGUCCCGGCCCCAAGAUGGCGCCCCCUCCGCUCCCCAGGUGCCUUACUAGGGCUGCGUCUUACCUCUCAUGGAAGAGGACUCUGUG
Molecule: messenger RNA, 958 nt
Organism: Fukomys damarensis (Damara mole-rat)
Lineage: Eukaryota; Metazoa; Chordata; Mammalia; Rodentia; Bathyergidae
Gene: Fxyd3
Product: FXYD domain containing ion transport regulator 3
Exons: 13
Coding region: 562-828 (88 amino acids)
Biological process (GO): regulation of sodium ion transmembrane transporter activity
Cellular component (GO): membrane
Molecular function (GO): sodium channel regulator activity
Source: RefSeq, a predicted model, not a curated record